AUGUCACUUCAUGAGUCGCAUCGUGAAGGCAACACGGAUCAAAAGUUUUCACUGCCAACCGUGCCACUGCCACCGCCGCCGCCCUUUCCCGCCUCUAAGCACAACUUUGCGUUGAAUGCCUUUGCUGUUGGCGAGCAUGCCACCAGCAGCGGCGGCAGCCUGAGCGCCAUUGGUGUCUCUGGUUCCGGCUCAAACUCCGCAUCCGGUUGCGGUGGUUUGCUCAAGUCACGCCAUGGCCUCAUACAGACGCCAAACUUUCCGCAGCGCUUCGCCACGCCCAUCGAAUGCAUUUGGAUAAUUGAUGCCACCGAAUUGCCCGUCACGCCACAGGGCAAUGUCUCCAUUGUGGUCUACCUGACGCAGCUCUAUGUCCUGGGCGGUCUCAAGUUCACCGAGUACAUGUACUACUCGGAUGACUUCAAGGUGCCCGCCCAUCGUGUCUUCACACUAAACGAGGAUGAUGUCACCCAGGUUACCUGGCUGCAGUUUAAUAGCCAAUACCUCGAGAUACGCUUCAGCAUGUCCUCGCUGGAUGGCACACACUUGCGUGCCCUGGAUCGCCUACUCGAUGUCUACGGCUUCAAUAUAACCUAUGAAGUCCAGCCCGAGGUGAAGUCAACUCAGUGCAACACGUUGCAAUGCCGCUUCCUAGGCAAUUGCUAUGCCAGCGCUGAUUACAGCUCCUAUGCCUGCGCCUGUUUUCCUGGCUUCAGUGGCAGCGACUGUGGCUCCGGUCCACUCUGCAAGGAUGCGCAUACAAAUGUUUGCCAAAAUGGCGGCACCUGCAAACACAUAGGCGAUGCGGCCAUAACCUGUCACUGUCCGGCGGGCUACAAGGGCACCAAAUGUGAAAUACCGGAAAUAAAUGAAACAACGCAGGGAUGCAUUGACAAUGCCAGCGCCAGUAAUUGUCAUAGCGCUUGCGACUUUGACAGCAACAACUUUAAUGGCAUCUCGAGCAGCAGCAGCAGCAGCAGCAGCUACGGCUCCAGCUCAAGUGGCAGUUCCGUUAGCAAUGCUAACGUGCAUGGCAACCGUAAUGCGGCACGUAGCGGUAAAACACGCUACGAGGUGACCAUGCGUCUGGGCGCCAACCUUACCGGAUACUAUCGCCAUGCUGAGCGCGAACAAUUGGCUGGCGUCAUGGAGCGACAGCUGUCCCGCGUUCUGCGCAACUUUAACAUAACCAAAGUUAGCGAUCUUGAGCUAAUCUCCAAUACCACCGAUCGUUUGGACAUAACCUUUCAUUUCUUUGGCAUUAAGGGCGACUCGCAGCGCAUACGCGAGGCCAUCACGCGCAUGGUGGAGCGUGGACGCAUUGGCAACUUUACGCUGGUGUCCAACUUCCAUCACUUCGAUGAGAAUCCACCACUGAAUAUGCUGGAGCUGAGCGUCAAUCAACAGCAAGCAGCUGUGCGCGAGGAUAGCGAAUUCAUCAUAUCCUGCACAGCCCAAGGCUCAUCACGCAUGCAGUUCCAAUGGUUCAAAGAUGGCGCCAUCGUGAAUGCCACCAAGGCUACGCGUGAGAUCUGGACCACUGUGCUGCCGCCGGAAACCAAAGAUGUCUUCACGGCCAUUUUAGGCGUUACCAAAGCGAGCCGCAUCGACGAGGGCGUCUAUAGCUGCAAGGUGACCGACUGGGGCGUCGAGCAAUGCCGUUCGCUGCACAUCCACAUCAAGUCACCGCCACGUCUGCGAGUCGAUCCAGCCAGCGUGACCCUGCAGCGUGGCGAUUCACUGCGUGUGCGUUGCCUUUCGCCGGGCAACGAUGACAUCAAGCGCUAUGCCCAGCUGGGCUACAGUUGGACACGGAACGGGCAGCUCUUCCAGUCGGAUGCCGGCACGGCCAUGUGGGAGGAUCUCUAUCCGGAUGGCAGCAUUCUCAAAAUCAACAACAUUCAAAAGUCCGCAGAGUACGCUUGUCUGGUCUCCAACAGCGUGCGCCCAGUCUCACGCAGCGUCUACAUCAAUGUCAUCGAGCGCAAUGCCGCGCAUGUUUGUCUGGCGGAGUCCAGUUACGGCGUACACUGGCCCACCAGCGCACCUGGGGCGCCCAUUAUAACGGAUUGUCCUCGCGGCUUUGAGGGCCACUCGCGUCGCAUUUGUGAGCAACGCGAUGCGGGCAACUCCAGCUGGCUGCUCCCCGACUUUUCCAGCUGUGUGCGGGACGAGCUGCUGCUCAUCUACAAUCGCUACAGAGCGCUCUGCGCUGGCUUCCAGCAGACCAACUCCUCCACCAUACUCAAGGCCUGCUUUGACUACACGCUACAGCGCAGGCAGAGCUUUCUGCCCGGCGAGGCGAGUUUCCUCAUCGAUAUGCUGCAUGAGCUCGACACCUAUUUGCAAUUGAAGGGCACACAACUGGAGCGUGAGAUGGCGGCGGAGAUAAUAUUGCGUAUACUGGAUAAAGUCAUGCAGAAUGCCAAAUCCUUGAAUAGUCAACAGCAAAUAAAAAAGUUGCAACUUUUAACGCAAUCUGCGGCACUCAACCGCGAGACAAUUGCGGCCUCCCAAUUGGCCACAUCGACGGGCGGCGGUGGCGGCGGCAACGGCGGAGCUGGCCAGGUGACAUCCUCGGCAACUGCUGCUGACAGCACGACAACUUUGACCGCACAGGGUCGCGCCAACGGGCAGGGCAGAGUGGAUGGAGCUGCAGGCAAAUUACAGGCGAACCGUGUGGGCGCUGCGGCCGAUUCAGCUGCUGCUGGUGCAAGUGCCACUGGUGGUGGUGGUAGUGCUAGUGGCGCAAGCAGCAUUUUAACCAUAGACGAGGACGCUUUAUCGCUGGAUCGCUUGAAUUCGCUGCGCAUUUACAUGACCUCAGUGAAAACAUUGCCGUUCGAUUUACGCAUUUACGGCGAGGAUUUAUUUUCGGAUCAACUUUAUAUGGAAAUCGGACUAUCCACACGUCUGCUGCAUAUCAUGGCCAAUUCGACAAUAUUCGCUUCUGUGAUCUCCUAUAAGAACCUCAAAAGCUUUCUACCCAAAACUUACUACACGCGUGGCAGCGAUCCUAAGGACUCGGACUAUGUGCUUGCCUCACGCAUUAUACAAACCUGGCUAUUUCAAUCCAACCGCUCCAAUGACAAUUUUCGUGAGCCACUCGACCUAUCCUUUGAGGCUGGCCAUGUGGAAAUUAUAUUUCAGCACGAAAGCGUGCCCAAAACUGGAGACUGGGUGGCGGUCUGCGGUCACGACUACAAAGCCUCGUUUGACUCCACCUGGCGCUCCGAUUUGUGCAUCACCAAGCAUUUAAUGGAGAACAUAACACGCUGCAUUUGCCCGCUCUCUGGCACCUACGUGGUCAUGCUCACCAAGCGACAGCCCAAUUCACCUCCAGCGCAUGCGGCACAACGUCCGCUUUUUGUAAUCAUCAGCUGUGCCUGUUGCCUGCUCCAAUGUUGUUGCGCUUUGCUCAUUUUGCUGCCCAUCUGGUGUAAUCGCAAGUGUGCUGUGACCUUUCUCAAAAUGCAGUUCUGCGUCUCCACCUCGAGCGUCAUGCUGAUCUAUUUGCUGGGAUUCAUGAAAAUGCUGCCUGUGAACUGGCAUGGAAUAAUCAGCAGCACGCUGGCUUCGCUGCUGCUGUUGGGCAUCUCGACGCUGAUUGCCAUUGCACUUGCCAUACACACAGAGCUGGUGCCGAAGAAGUAUCUGCAGAUUGGUGGCAGCAGCGGUGGUGGCACCAACACCAACAGUGGCAACAGCAGCAAGCCAGCAACGCCCACCAAGCAACAACAACAGCAGCAGCAGCAGCAGUCGCAGCAGCAGCGGCGUCAGAGUCUGAGCAACAUAACGCAAAUAAGCACGCAGUCAACGGAGGCGCCACGCGGCAGCAGCAGCAACAGUAGCUGCAACAACAACAGCAAUGGCCGACGCAACUUUUCAACGUCGCGCAUUCCGCUGCAGGGCGCUGCGGCGGGCAUUCGCGGAGCCAUUGGCAUUAGUUGGCUGCUGCCGCUGCUGUUUGCGAUUGCUGCGCCACUAAUCUGCAGCAUCAUUGGCAAGUGGCCGCGCCACUGGUGGCUGGAGCCGAUGUGGAUGCAACAGUCAGCGGAUGCAAUCAGCGAUUCCAGCGCAGAGUCUGAGUCGGAGUCGUCAGUUUAUUAUGCAACGCAUACGCUGCUCAAUGGUGAUAAUUUACAGCUGGAAUCGGAGGCGCUGCUGGGCAAUGGCAAUGGGAGCGCCAGACACACGCCAACUGAGUCGUCAAUGGGAACAAGUGCAGCAGCAGCAGCAGCGGCAGCGGCAGCGGCAGCCACGUCAGCUCAUCAAUCACAGCUAAGUACUUGGGCGCUCGGACUGCUUUAUCGGGCUGGUGGAUUGCUGCUCAUAAAACUGUGCAGCGAUGGCUGCUUCAUAGUCUAUGUUAAUUCAGCAACGGAUACUUUAUGGGCAUAUCCUUUUGGCAUAUCCUGCAUAAUAUUGGGCUUUGGCAUACUCUUUUGCUUUGUGCUAAAGGCCGAGAGUCAAUUGCGUGGACCACCGUUCCUCAGCAGCGGCAGCGGCAGCAGCACACAGAGCGGCAGUUCGCUGAAGCAAACCAAGUUCAGCACCAGCAAGACGAGCCUGGAGGACAACUAUUGCACUACGACGACUGCGAGCAUCAACAGUCCACUGAGCUGUAAGCAGAACGAGGUCAACGCUAGACUUAUGCCUAACACAAAUACAAAUACAAUAUUGCAGGCAGCAGCCAGUUCCAGUGGCAAGCAAGCACUUGAGCUGUCAGCAGCAGCAGCAGCAGCGGGCACGGCCACAGUGCAACUGCCGUUGACAAUUAUUUCAACUGCUCCACGCAGCGGUCAGGCGGGCAACAAUGCCGAGACAUUGCUCAAUGCACAUCAGCCGCUGACGGUGGCUGCAACAGCAGCAGGCACCGCCUCGCCAGCAGCACGCUGCUGCGCUUUGCUUAGCGGCAGCAACAACGUCGAGGCGCUCGGUGCUGGCAAUGCCUUGGGCUAUGCCUACGAUGCGUAUACGCUGGCUGGCGGACUAACGGGCAGCUUGGGACGAAGGCUGCUGCAUCAACAGCAUCAGCAACAUCUCCAUCAGCAGCAACAGCAGCAGCAGCAGCACUUUGCAACAGCAACAUGUGAUGAAUAUGUGGGCGUUGAAACGCUGGACAUUCUGCAGGGCGUGGCAGCAGAUAGCAUAAUUGGCAUAUUGCCCGCUGGCGCGCCACAUUACGUGCCACUGCAACAUAAUCCGUAUGUGGACUUUCUGCCCAGCACAUUGAUGCUUAGCAUGCCCACAGCCACGCCUGCUGCCAUGCCACCGCCGCCCACAAUCAGUGGCAACCUCAGCGGCAACAUCUCCAGCGCCACUUUGCCGACGCCCAAGACGCAAAAGCGCGUCACCAUUUUGGAGCCCACAUCGCGCACCACUUUCGAUCCACUGCUGCCCACAAUGGUUGCCGCUGUUGUCUCCACCACCACCACCACCAGCACGGCCAGCACAACGGCAGCCAGCACGCCAACAACACAAAGCGCACAGCUGGACAGCAGUCAUGCCACAUUGGAUCGCAUAACGCACGACCUUGACUAUUUGCUCAAUCGUGGCGCAUUGGAUGUGGAUGCAGCAGCAGCAGCAGCAGCCACGGCUGAGGCACAGCAGCAAUCACAGCUAAGCAGCAAGCUCUAAGUUUGUUGCUUUAGUAGAGCUAGAAAAGAGAAUCAAUGAGCUAGGGCUAAAACUGGGACUUUAGUUUGUAAGCAAUCUCUAUUGUAAAUAUUCCAAAGGCCUGUAAAUAAUUAAGCUUAGUCAUUGAACAUUUAUCAAAUAUUUAACAAUUUAUUUUUGCUCUUUAGUUGACAUUACGCAGCAAAUGUUAGAUUAUGACAUAUAGUAAACUAUUAUUUAAUUUUAAUAUUUAAAAAAUCAAAAACAAAUUGCAACAGAAUUUAAACUAAAUGGCAAAGUUUUUUAGCUAGAUGUACAAAAUUAUAAGCGAAGAGUAAUGAACAAAUUAAAUUAGCCAUAGUUUAAACUUUGAACUACAUUUUUUGAUUCCAUUUAACAAAAUAAAAACGAAUUCCUAGACAUAAAAUAAAUAAAAAUAAACAUUUUCGGUUUAAGCACAAUUAUAAGCCAACUCUACAAAA
Molecule: messenger RNA, 6098 nt
Organism: Drosophila busckii
Lineage: Eukaryota; Metazoa; Arthropoda; Insecta; Diptera; Drosophilidae
Exons: 20
Coding region: 1-5637 (1878 amino acids)
Cellular component (GO): membrane
Molecular function (GO): G protein-coupled receptor activity
Source: RefSeq, a predicted model, not a curated record